Molecule: messenger RNA, 1980 nt
Organism: Drosophila subpulchrella
Lineage: Eukaryota; Metazoa; Arthropoda; Insecta; Diptera; Drosophilidae
Gene: Acat2
Product: acetyl-CoA acetyltransferase, cytosolic
Exons: 6
Coding region: 113-1291 (392 amino acids)
Biological process (GO): fatty acid beta-oxidation
Molecular function (GO): acetyl-CoA C-acetyltransferase activity
Source: RefSeq, a predicted model, not a curated record
GUGUGUUCUGGCUCAACCUGGUCACAUUUUCGCCAGCCAAUUUUUCGAAAAUUAGAAUCUAUUUUGCUGCCCAUUAGCCAAGUCGUAAACACCUGUCCAUCGCUUAGCCAGAAUGUCUGACGUGUUCAUCGUCUCCGCCGCCCGCACGCCCAUAGGUAGCUUUAAUGGAUCGCUUUCCAAACUGAAGGCCUCCGAUCUGGGAAGCGUGGUGAUCCAGGAGGUGCUCCGGCGGGCCAACGUGGAGGGCCAACAGGUCAGCGAGGUGAUCUUGGGCCAGGCACUAACCGCCGGUCAGGGUCAAAAUCCCGCUCGACAGGCGUCCCUCAAGGCGGGUCUGCCCAUCCAGGUGCCCGCCUACGGCAUCAAUAUGCUCUGUGGCUCCGGCUUGAAAACUGUGGCCCUGGGUUACCAGGCCAUCCGCUCGGGAGACGCACAGAUUGUGGUGGCCGGCGGCCAGGAGAGCAUGUCCCUCGCUCCACACGUCAUGCACCUGCGGCAGGGCGUCAAAAUGGGCCCCGGCACCUUGGUGGACUCGAUGAUCCACGACGGCCUCACCGACGCCAUGGAGAACAUACACAUGGGCAUCACCGCCGAGAAUCUGGCAGAGAAAUACCAAAUCAGUCGCGAGGCCCAGGACGCCUAUGCCGUGCAGUCACAAAAUCGCGCGGAGGAGGCCCAGAAAAGUGGCUACUUCGACAAGGAGAUUGUGCCCGUGGAGGUGAAGGAUCGCAAGGGCACGCAGAUCUUCAGCAAGGAUGAGUACAUCAAGGCGGGCAGCACCGUUGAGGGCAUACAGAAGCUGCGGGCAGCCUUCAAAGAAGGCGGCUCCAUAACCGCUGGCAAUGCCUCUGGCGUCAACGAUUCCGCCGCCGCCGUGCUGCUAAUGUCUGGCGAGGAGGUGGCCAAGAAGGGCCUGAAACCGCUGGCAAAGAUUGUGGGCUGGACGCAGAGUGGCAUUGAGCCCAAGGUGAUGGGUCUGGGGCCAGUCACCGCAGUGGAAGCCCUGCUAACGAAGAUCAACUGGAAGCGCGAGGAAGUGGAUCUGUACGAGCUCAACGAAGCCUUCGCCGCCCAAUCCCUUGCCGUGCUGCAGGACCUGCAGCUGGACGCCAGCAAGGUGAAUGUUAAUGGCGGUGCCAUUGCCCUGGGUCAUCCGAUUGGCGCUUCGGGUGCCCGUGUCCUGGUCACUCUGCUCUACGCCCUGGAGCGCACUGGCGGAAGUCGAGGCAUUGCAUCGCUCUGCAUCGGUGGCGGCAUGGGAAUCGCCCUGGCCGUGGAGCGGGUCCUCUAAUCCCCUCUCAUCGUCAUCCCAGCUACAUAUUUAUUGCCUAUUUCCGUCUCCCACUUAAGUGUAAAGUUUCUAUAUUCUCGAUCACGUAGUAUUCCCACGUACUUACUUAUAGGCACAACCCAUGUCACAAGCUCAGUCACAAAGUGUACUCAAUUAAAACUAAUUUUUAGUUGAAUUUUCAAUUGGCCUUGAUUUGGAACACCUCAUCUUAAGUGAUAAAGCGAAACACAGUUUGCUUUGUAUUCCUGGAAAAUUCAAUUGUUCAAUUUUCCUGAACUGCGUCAAUUGUUUGUAAAAAGCAUUUGAACUUGAUUUGGAACACAUCAUCUUAAGUGGAGAAGCGAAACACAGUUUGCUUUGUAUUCCUGGAAAAUGCAAUUGUUUAAUUUUCCUGAAUUGCCUCAAUUGUUUAUAAAAAGCAUUUGUUAUGAUGAUGCACAACCCCGUUUUAUUUGCUUUUAGUUUCUCUGGUACACAUGCAAUUUUUUCUACACUGUGAAUUAAAUUAGCGAUUCAGUUUCACAACGUGUCAAUCCUUAACUAUAUAUACUCAAAAAGGCAUGGCAUCAUUAUAAAACGUGUAGGUUUGGAAAAUUAGUAGCUUAUCGUGCUAUUAAAUGUUAGCUUAUACAAUAAAUUGGGCUAAAGUAUAUUAAAACUUUCGGUUAUUAAACUAUUUAAUGUAUUAA